This is a messenger RNA of Ramularia collo-cygni, 435 nucleotides long. RefSeq lists its product as uncharacterized. NCBI's taxonomy places the organism in Eukaryota, Fungi, Ascomycota, Dothideomycetes, Mycosphaerellales, Mycosphaerellaceae. The record is from RefSeq and is a predicted model, not a curated record. The transcript has a single exon. The coding region runs from base 1 to 435 and encodes 144 amino acids.
AUGCAGUUCACCACCACCUUUCUCGCCGUCUUGGCCACCGCUGGCAGCGCUCUUGCCGCUCCAGCCCCGGCUGCUGAUGUCUCUAUGAUGGCCGCUGGCUCUACCUGGACCAUGCAGAACUUCAAGCGUGCCUGCGCCAGCGGCACCUGCAACUACAGCUUUGCCAUCAACACCAACGACGGCUCUGCCGCCACCGCUUGCGCCUACAAGGUCACCGGUAACCCAGCCAGCCGUGCCUCUUACCAGAACGUCAAGUGCGGAGCCUUCACCAUCGGCAGCAACUGGAGCGGCCAGUUCGGCGAGGGCAACGGCUUCCAGACUCUCUCGGUCGUCCGCGGCAAGCAGAUCCUCUACCCGGCCUACACCGACAAGCAGCUGGCCAGCGGCCAGGUCGUCAAGCCUGACCAGAGCUACACCCCUCAGAACCUUUCUUAG